Molecule: messenger RNA, 352 nt
Organism: Alligator sinensis (Chinese alligator)
Lineage: Eukaryota; Metazoa; Chordata; Crocodylia; Alligatoridae
Product: liver-expressed antimicrobial peptide 2-like
Exons: 3
Coding region: 1-333 (110 amino acids)
Biological process (GO): antimicrobial humoral immune response mediated by antimicrobial peptide; defense response to bacterium
Source: RefSeq, a predicted model, not a curated record
AUGGCUAGUGUAAUCAUGCUGUGGAGCACUGGCACUAGGAUGCUGCUGCUUAUCUGUACAGUGCUGCUGCUACUUACCUCCCGACAGGUCACAUCGAGUCCUGCAGGGAGCCGGGCAUUGCUCAAUGCCACAACCAACCGGGACCCCUCGCCAGCAGCUGCUCUUGUAGCUGGCCUUGAAGGGGUGCACACAUCUCGCCGGCUGGCCAGGAUGACCCCCUUCUGGAGAACAGUGGGCACCAAACCCAUAGGAGCUUACUGCCGGUAUGGCCUGGAGUGCAGCACCAAGGCAUGCAGGGAUGGACGCUGCGUUCCCCUGCAGUACGAGAGCUGAAGCUUCAUCCCGGCUGGAA